AUGACUGGGCUGCCUCUCCUCCUUCUGCUGCUGCUCUUCUGGCUCCUGCCUCCAACUUCUGCAAAGAGGAUUCCAGUCACAUGUGUACUGGCAAACACUUUCCAGAUUCAGCAAGACUAUUACACGCCUGGCGAUUUCAUGAUUGGUGGGGAUUUGCUCCUGGCAAACAUUCUUUAUGUCAAUGACAUAGACUUUAAAAAAGACCCAUCCAAGAUUCCUUAUACACUGGUGCCCCUAAGCAAGAAUUACCAGCAGCUCCUGUCCUUGAAGUUUGCCAUCACUGAGGUGAACAGGAAUCUGAUUCUGCUCCCAAACAUCACACUUGGUUUGCAGAUUUAUGACAAUCAUGACACUGAGAGGAAUAUUUACCUCAUCAACCUCUCCCUGCUCGCCACACGAGGCCAAAUGUUUCCAGGUUAUAAAUGUGGCAACCAGGACCAUCUGCUCUCUGUCAUUGGAGGUGGCAUCCCCAAAUCCUCAAGGCAGAUAGCCUCCAUCUUCAGCAUCUUCAAGGUCCCACAGCUUCUUCCCUAUUUGAGGAAUGUCCAGUUCAACAACACUGUUGAAGAUGAAGUCUCCUUCUCAGAAAAUGGACUGGGAUCUCCUCGUUACGAUCUUCUCAACUGGGUUUUCCUCCCCAAUCAAUCGUUCAUUCCCAUGAAAGUUGGACAGAUAAAUCCCGGGGCUCCCCCAGGCCAGGAUUUAACCAUUAACUCCAAUGCAAUAUUUUGGGCCACAGAGGCAGGAGAGAGGAGAAGAGUUCCAGAGGGUGAGCCGGUUUGCUGCUACCAAUGUGACCCUUGUCCAGAAGGGACCAUUUCUAAUCAAACAGAUGCAGCUCACUGUGACCCCUGCCCAGAAGACCAAUACCCCAACAAGGACAAGGACCAAUGCAUUGCCAAGAAGAUCCACUUCCUUGCCUAUCAAGAAACCCUGGGAUACAUUUUGGUUUCUCUCACUUUUUUUAUCUCUAUGAUCACAUUGGCAGUCCUGACAAUUUUCCUUAAACACCGUGACACUCCAAUUGUCAAGGCCAACAACCGAGAUCUCACUUACAUCCUCCUGGUCUCCCUCCUGUUCUGCUUUCUCUGCUCCUUCCUCUUCAUUGGUCAACCCGGGAAGCUCACCUGUCUCUUCCGACAAACUGCCUUUGCCAUUGUCUUUUCCGUUGCAGUUUCCUCUGUCUUGGCAAAAACUGUCAUGGUGGUUCUUGCCUUCAUGGCUACCAAGCCAGGGAACAAGACAAGGAAACUCUUGGGAAAGCCACUGACCAACUCCAUUGUCUUAGGCUGUCCCCUGGUCCAAGUAGUUCUUUGUGCCACCUGGCUGGCAAAGUCACCCCCAUUUCUCAACUUGGACUUCCACUCCUUGUUUGGAGAGAUCAUCUUGGAAUGUAAUGAAGGCUCAGCUUCCAUGUUUUACACUGUCCUUGCCUACCUGGGUAUUCUGGCACUCAUUAGUUUCACUGUGGCCUUUAUGGCCAGGAAAUUGCCUGAUAGUUUUAAUGAAGCCAAGUUCAUUACUUUUAGCAUGCCGGUCUUUUGCAGUGUUUGGAUCACUUUCCUCCCCACCUACCUGAGCACCAAGGGAAAGUCCAUGGUGGCCGUGGAGAUCUUUUCCAUCUUGGCCUCUGGGGCUGGUCUCUUGGCUUGUAUCUUUUUCCCCAAAUGCUACAUUAUUCUACUGAGGCCCCAUCUUAAUUACCAUACACAGGAGGAAAGAGUCCUACCCAAGAGCUACCAGCAGUACGUAGCAUUGGUAUUUGCAGUCACAGAGGUCAACAAGGAUCUGGUUCUCCUCCCCAACAUCACCCUUGGCUUCCACAUCUAUAGCAAUUCUCAGACUCAGAAGGAGAUUUCCAUAAUCAGCCUCUCCCUUCUCUCCACAAGAGGACGAAUGGUUCCAGAUUACAAAUGUGACAGGCAGCAUCCUCUGCUCUCUGUCAUCGGAGAUCUCAACCCCAGAUCCUCAAGGCAGAUGGCCUCCAUCUUCAGCACCUUCAAGGUCCCACAGAUUCUCCCCUAUCUGAGGAACAUCAAGUUCAACAACAGUGCUGGAGAGGAAGUCUCCUUCUCAGAAAGUGGAUUGGUGUCUACUCGUUAUGACCUUCUCAACUGGCUUUUCCUCCCCAAUCAAUCUUUUGUCCCCAUGAAAGUUGGGCAAAUGGAUUCCACGGCUUCCCUGGGACAAGAUUUCACCAUUAACUCCAAUGAAAUCAUCUGGGCCACAAAGACAUUCUAA
Pantherophis guttatus is the source of this 2241-nucleotide messenger RNA. NCBI's taxonomy places the organism in Eukaryota, Metazoa, Chordata, Lepidosauria, Squamata, Colubridae. The record is from RefSeq and is a predicted model, not a curated record.